Molecule: messenger RNA, 733 nt
Organism: Physeter macrocephalus (sperm whale)
Lineage: Eukaryota; Metazoa; Chordata; Mammalia; Artiodactyla; Physeteridae
Gene: RHOQ
Product: ras homolog family member Q
Exons: 5
Coding region: 23-640 (205 amino acids)
Biological process (GO): establishment or maintenance of cell polarity; small GTPase-mediated signal transduction; cortical actin cytoskeleton organization
Molecular function (GO): GTP binding; protein kinase binding; GTPase activity
Source: RefSeq, a predicted model, not a curated record
CCGGAGGCCGGCCGGCCGCAGCAUGGCUCACGGGCCUGGCGCGCUGAUGCUCAAGUGCGUGGUGGUCGGCGACGGGGCGGUGGGCAAGACGUGCCUACUCAUGAGCUAUGCCAACGACGCCUUCCCGGAGGAGUACGUGCCCACUGUCUUCGACCACUACGCAGUCAGCGUCACCGUAGGGGGCAAGCAGUACCUCCUGGGACUCUAUGACACAGCCGGACAGGAAGACUAUGAUCGUCUGAGGCCUUUAUCUUAUCCAAUGACUGAUGUCUUCCUUAUAUGCUUCUCUGUGGUAAAUCCAGCCUCAUUUCAAAAUGUGAAAGAGGAGUGGGUACCAGAACUUAAGGAAUACGCACCAAAUGUACCCUUUUUAUUAAUAGGAACUCAGAUUGAUCUCCGAGAUGACCCCAAAACUUUAGCAAGACUGAAUGAUAUGAAGGAAAAACCUAUAUGUGUGGAACAAGGACAGAAACUAGCAAAAGAGAUAGGUGCGUGCUGCUAUGUAGAAUGUUCAGCUUUAACCCAGAAGGGAUUGAAGACUGUUUUUGAUGAGGCUAUCAUAGCCAUUUUAACUCCAAAGAAACACACAGUAAAAAAAAGAAUAGGAUCAAGAUGUAUAAACUGUUGUUUAAUUACGUGAGAAACGUCUUCAGUGGCCAAGUAAACUGUCCAUUUCUCUCAGAAAGCAUAUGAAAUGCUAAAGCUAUACCCAGACCUCUUAAAAAUAAUGAAG